AUGGUUUAUUGGUAUUAUAGGCAUUACUAUUAUGUUUUUGGUGUACUGAACAAAUCGAGGCGAUUAGACACAGCGGAGGAGAGAGAGACUGAGGGAGAGGAGGUAAUAGAGGGAGAAUGCGAAGCAACAAGGACGGGGACAGCGACAGGAACAACGACCACGGGAAUGAUUUCGGACUUGUCACCUGGCCCAGGAGUAAUGGAGUGCGGUGGCUGUGGAGAGCGAGUUCGCGAGAGAACUGUCCUGUGCGUCGGCGGGAGAACAUGGCACUCGAGGUGUUUAAGGUGUUGUGCAUGCGCCAGGCCUCUUCAUGAUCAGCACUCCUGUUUCCUUAGAGGGAUGAGGCUUUACUGCAGGCACGACUACGCUUUAGCAUUUGGUGCUAAGUGCGCUAAGUGCGGACGAAGUGUAAGCGCCGGUGACUGGGUGAGAAGAGCAAGGGAGAGAGUUUACCACUUGGCUUGUUUCGCGUGCGACGCUUGUUCACGACAACUCUCUACUGGCGAACAAUUCGCCUUGUUGGAUACACGAUUGCUAUGCAAGGCCCACUAUCUUGAUGUUGUCGAGGGCAACAACACCUCGUCUGAUGAAGGUGGGGAUUCUGAAAGCGGACACAAAGGUGGCAACAAAGCCAAACGCGUGCGAACAACCUUCACCGAGGAGCAAUUGUCCGUACUCCAGGCAAAUUUUCAACUGGACAGCAACCCCGAUGGCCAGGACCUCGAAAGGAUAGCUCAUGUGACAGGACUCACUCACCAGUCACCCCCGAAUUCUUCCGCUGCAACUGGAGACUUCGGCAGACAUAUAAACUUGCAUUUAACUUACUCAUUCCAACAUCAGCAACAGCACCAACACAAUCAGGGGCAUCCAAACCAAUUAAGUCCUGCCGCGUGCAAAAGUCCCACUCCGUCGAUGUAUCAUAACCACGGCUCCGAGCAGUCGAUGGACGAACUUUCCCAGGACUCAAUGAUGCUUACUAUGUCGAAUGAAGUAUAG
Molecule: messenger RNA, 996 nt
Organism: Cotesia congregata
Lineage: Eukaryota; Metazoa; Arthropoda; Insecta; Hymenoptera; Braconidae
Source: the annotation of a GenBank genome assembly